Molecule: messenger RNA, 624 nt
Organism: Kluyveromyces marxianus DMKU3-1042
Lineage: Eukaryota; Fungi; Ascomycota; Saccharomycetes; Saccharomycetales; Saccharomycetaceae
Exons: 1
Coding region: 1-624 (207 amino acids)
Source: RefSeq, a predicted model, not a curated record
AUGUCUCAUCUUUUGCAUAAAUUUAGCGAGAAAUUAACCGGCGAUGACGGCCGUGACCAGGAGGAUACUAGAGUUGACGAAUACGGCAACCCUCUAAGCCCUCAACAACAAUCCCACGGGCGCUACACUGACACUGGAUCGAUUGAACAUCCUUCCGGCAGAGGCAAUGACUCUUCUAUGAGUGGUGGUUCAAAGCAAUAUGGCGGAUAUGAUGACGACAAUUAUAAUGGCAGGACAACAAGAUCCAAGGGAAAGAGCUCUCAAAAUAACAGAGAUCAUUUCGACGAAUAUGAUUAUGACUCUUCGGACUUGCGUGACUCUUCAACUUCUGGCGGGCGCCAAAAGACAACUUCAACUUCAGGUCAAAUGGGAUUCGGGUCUAAUGAUUACCAACAACGUUCUGCGACCGAGCAAGGUUAUGGAAAUCAAGAACAAUAUGGAAGUGGCGGUGGUCAGAGUUUUGGUGAUAACAAUCCUGCCAACACCCACAUUCCUGGUACACCACCCAGCGCCAGAGCAGGCUCCGGAGGCUACGGUGGAAACGCUUAUUCCAAGCAAGGAAUGGGUAGACAAUCAGGUAAUUCAAGAUCUGACCAAACUUAUAACAAUGAUAGCAGUUGGUAA